Stylophora pistillata is the source of this 2343-nucleotide messenger RNA. RefSeq lists its product as uncharacterized. The record is from RefSeq and is a predicted model, not a curated record. NCBI's taxonomy places the organism in Eukaryota, Metazoa, Cnidaria, Anthozoa, Scleractinia, Pocilloporidae.
GAAAACGGGAAGUCGCUCAUGCCACGAAACGUUAAACAUGUCCUGCAUCAUGUAUGCUAAGUUCAAGCGUUGUCUCAAGUUCCACCUGCUUUUGGCGUUCACCGUGGCCAACCAUUUCUCAGGAAUCAGCAGCUCAGUCUCCAUGCACUUCAUUUCCGUGCCAAAAUGGAGGAACCUGCAUCCCAGAUUACAACUGUUACGACUGUCUUUGUAGAGAAAGUUUCAUUGGGACACAUUGUGAGAGAGUCUAUUGCAAGUUCGAUUUUGAAAAUGGAAUCGACGACUGGGAGAAGACUGGUACAGUGUUUGAUAACCAGCCGACAUACGGUGAUAAUCCUACAGCUCGUAGCAGAGGCCAGCCAUCCAAUCACCAGGGAGACUGGUGGAUUGGAGGAGCCGAGCACCGACCUAACAAAUCCUCAGUACCAGGAUUAACGCAACCAGGAAAUGGGGACAGGCCCCAGGGAACCCUGACCUCCCCAGCCUUCGAAAUUAUUGGUCCAAUAAUCUCAUUUCUUAUUGGCGGAGGUUGUGACGUAAACGUUGUUCGUGCUGAAUUGAUUGUUGGUGGCCAGGCUGUGAAGAAUGAAACCGGCGAUUGUAGUGAGACAAUGACCCGAAAGGAGUGGAAUGUCAAAGAGUUCAUUGGUAACAAUGCUCAACUUCGACUGGUCGACCUCAGCUCUGACGGUUGGGCACACAUCAAUUUCGACGAUCUGAGAGGAAACAUAAGCUGCACAGUCUGAGAAAAAAAGAUGACGGCCUAAACUGAUCAGAGUAUUAUUAAUGACCUUCUAUUGGUCACCAGUUGUAGUUACUUGACAUUGUUCGAGUCACGUUUCUCUCAUGUGAUCAACAAAGCAGUACUGGUAGUUUGUUUGUCCUGACUCUGUUCUCUCGUACAUUUUUGCUGGUGCAUAUGAUUUUGCUCACUUCUCUUUACAAGAGAUUCAAGUCCCUCAUGCAGCAGCACAUGUAUAUCCAGGUUAAGUGAUUCAAAUUUAAUUGUCAUAAUCUUGCUGUCACACUUCAAAAUUUAGCAAAGAUAAAGGUACAUCAUGUGGAUCACUGCCGAGCAAAUAAAGCCUAACACUGUCUACUCACUAUAAGAAGAUUCGUUAUCAGUGAGAGGGUCUUAAUGGAGUGUGGCUGUUACUGCUAAUGGUAAAACGUUUGGCCACUUUACAGCUAACGGUUAAUAUCAUACCAGUUGUUGUCACCAGAAACUUUUUGUUACGGUGAACUCUUUUUGGGAGUGUCGGUUGAAAUUUGUCAAUUUUGACACCUAAUGGCUAAAUUUUUCGACCUUCUUGCGGCUAUCGGUGAACCCCAUUGAGACCCUCGUGUAGCCGAUUGUAAACAAACAAGAAACCUUCUGUAAGCCAAAAUAAUUUUCACCUACUAAUAAGUUAGCAUAGAAAGCUAUGCAAGAUGUAUAAUAUUGACAUGAUGAAACUGCAAGGAGUAUUUACAUGUAAAUCCCCUCUUGAAGUUGUAAGUGAUAAAUCUGGAAAUGCCAUCAAAGUUACUUUGCUAUACUUAAAUUGAAAAGAUUUCACUGCUCUUUUAUUGAUGAGUGGACAACCUAUUCUAUUUAUGCCGCCCUUACAUAGCUCCUACAAAUUUCCUUUCUUUUUUGCGAUUGGAAAGCUGCCUUUAAAUCGAAGAGGACUUUGAAAUAGGAGGCAACAAUGCUAUUUGAAAAAAAACGGCAGAGACGGCUAAGAUUGGAUAAUAUAACAACAGAUUGCAAAUGACAAACUUCGGAGAUCUCGCCUUAUCCUCUCUAAAAAGAACGCGCAGUGUUCAUGAACGAAGUCGGGCUGACUCCGUUAUAGGGCCAGACACAAAAAUCCUAUGUUUUUUUUUAUUCAUUUCUAGAGUCAAUCGGGAUUUUGAAAAAAAUCGAGGAAGUUCAGAAAACUUAAGUAUUUUUAGACGAUAAUUUUGAAAAAAAAGCUGAUAGCAUAAAAAAUUUUUACUUGGUCCUUCUUCCAGUUUCCGAGCGGGCUCCAUAAAAAUGUCAAACUCUGCCAACCUGUCGUUAUCGUUUGUUUGAAAGAGACUGAUAAAUGUAAGAAUACGAAGCUGACGAACCACUGUUAUUUUUUAGUAAAUAAUUGAUAAUUUUAAACCUGAUUGAAGGAGCUUCCACACAAUUUCACAGGAAUCUCGCAUUUUACGCAAAUGAAGUGUUAAUUUCUAACCAUAAUUAAGUCAAGUCGGGAUUUUUAAAGACAAUUUCGAGAUUUAAAGAGACAAAAGUGAGAUUUAUCGACAUUCUUUGGAGAAUUUCCAGAUAAUUUUAAGCCAUUUUUCGGGAUUUUUGUAUCUAGGCCUACU